This is a messenger RNA of Penicillium antarcticum, 1167 nucleotides long. Its product is annotated as class I SAM-dependent methyltransferase. Lineage: Eukaryota; Fungi; Ascomycota; Eurotiomycetes; Eurotiales; Aspergillaceae. The record is from RefSeq and is a predicted model, not a curated record. Gene Ontology annotation, molecular function: sterol 24-C-methyltransferase activity. Bases 1 to 1167 code for a protein of 388 amino acids. Gene Ontology annotation, cellular component: endoplasmic reticulum. The transcript has a single exon. Gene Ontology annotation, biological process: ergosterol biosynthetic process.
AUGGCAACCACCAUUGAAACACCACAGCACCCAGUGCGUGAACGAGGCUCUGAAAGCGACACCUCGGUCGACGAGAUCGCGCAAGUGAAGCAGCAGAAUGCGCUGGCUUCGCUAGGAAAACCCGGCAAGGACCUCGACACAGCAUCCCCCAAACGAUGGAAAACAUUCUGGUCGGCAUUCCGACACCUAGCGCACCUGACUCCGAAAGAAGUCGACGAUUUCAUGGCCUCCUAUGUCAUCUACAACCUCGACUGGUCCGACGAGAAGCAAAUGACCGAAGCGCUAGGCCCGAAUUACCAAGAGAAAGUCGGCGACUGUCUAAAAUCCUACUACGGAGUCCUCAACCACCUCUGCGCCCUCGGUGACGUCGAGAAAAUGUAUAUCCCGCCCUGGAUGAGCCGCAAAGCAAACUGCCUCGAGAACCAGAUCCUCUAUGAGCGUUCCAUCGCAGCAGAUAUCGGCCUCAAGACCGGCGACAAGGUUCUGGAUCUGGGAUGUGGACGUGGUCGCGUCGCUGCGCAUAUGGCGCAACAUACUGGCGCGGCUGUUACCGGUCUCAACAUCGACCCGAAUCAGGUUGAGCAGGCGUCUAGCUACAACAAGCAGCUUGGAAACAGUAACAACUUCGUCGUGCAGGAUUUCAAUGACCUGCCCCUGCCUUUCGCGAACGAUAGCUUCGACGCCUUCUACCAGAUCCAGGCUUUGAGUCUAUGCAAAGACCUGCCUGCCCUGUUCCGCGAGAUCUUCCGUGUCGUCAAGCCCGGCUCGAAGAUCUCCCUGUUGGACUGGAUUAGUCUGCCCGACUAUGACGCCACCAACCCCGAACACGCUGAGCUGAUGCGCCGUGUCAAGCCGCUCAUUGGUGCUGUGGGUACUCCUACCCAGGAGAGUCUGGAGGCUGCGCUUAAAGUGGCUGGAUUUGAGGUUGUGCGCUCGGAGAAUGCUAGCAUUGAUGGCCUUCAAUCGCCGCUGAUUGAUACCGUUGAUGGAUACUUCCGUACCCUGCGCCAGGCUAUUUUGGCGCUUGUCAAAGUUCAUGUCUUGCCGAAGCAUUUCAAGACUCUUAUCAAUCGUCUUUGUCUUGAUGGGCAGGCUUUUGUUAAGAUGGAUACUAUGCGUCUGGCCACGACGAGUUAUAGCAUCAUCGCGCAGAAGCCGAAGGCUUAG